Molecule: messenger RNA, 1766 nt
Organism: Daktulosphaira vitifoliae (grape phylloxera)
Lineage: Eukaryota; Metazoa; Arthropoda; Insecta; Hemiptera; Phylloxeridae
Exons: 2
Coding region: 83-1720 (545 amino acids)
Source: RefSeq, a predicted model, not a curated record
UUUUCGAGUAGCGUUAAUAUUUAAUCUGAAUAAAUUUUUAAUUUUGUAUUUCAUUAUAUUUCUAUACCAAUUUUAAAAAAAAAUGAUAAUCUUUAGUAUUAUAUCAUGUCUAUUUUUUAACUUGUCAACAGUAAGUACAUCCGUCAAAGAACGUCAUUGUAAUUUUUCAAGAUACAUGUUGAAUUACUUCAGUUUCAGUCAACAAUAUUUGUUACGUCUUAAUGAAAGUCUAGAUAAAAUUUCUGAAGAAGAUUUCAAAAAAUAUGGAGAAGCAAUACAGACUCACAGUGAUGUCAUACUAUUGAUGAUUACUGAAUUGCAUUGUACGGAAAGUCAUUACUUUCCGAGAGAUUUGAUGGUAGUAAAUUUAUAUCUAAAUAACGUAUCAGGGUCAGUUAAUUUAAUUUCUAGAAACCUUUCUAUUAAAAAUACAAAAGAAAAUAAGAAAUUGCUAUUACUGAAAGGAUAUCAGAUGAUUCAUGAACAUAUUUCGAAAGAAUUAUUUGAAUAUAUAUAUACUGAAUGCAUUGAAGAAGUGAUGUUACUAUUUGUAGACUAUCCAAAAAUCAUGUAUGAACAUAGCAAAUUAAAUAUUGAACAAUUAGUUUUCGUAACAAAGGAUCUUAGGAAUAAAAUCAUUAAAGAAUUAAACACUAACUUAUGUACAGAUUCCUCUACACAAUUAUUUAGUCCGAAAAAUGUUAUAUUUUUUGAUUUAUUCACACACCAGCCUAUUGAAAAUGAAAAAAAUUUCAUGAAUGGUUCUCAAAGAAGACAAAUUAAAUCAGACAUAAAAAAUGAUUACUUAGAUCUUCUCCGUUUUACUCCUUUAAAUAUACAAUGUGCAGACGGUAGUGAUAUUACAUUAUCAGAUGUAUUCCGAUUCAUAAAGUUCAAUUUUAAUCAUCGUCAUGUAGAAUCAUUUCAAAAACUAGUUAGAUUAUCUACUUUCUAUCCUGUUUACGUGUUAUUAAGUAAAUACAUAAACUUUAUUAAUAAUCUUAUGAACUCUAAUUUAAAUGCAAAUUAUUAUAAAUAUUAUAUUCGCCAACAUAUUAUAAAAUUAGCCGAGACAUUAAUAGAAUAUCUAAUUAAUAUAAAGGAUCUAAAUAUUUUAAAUAGUACAACUACUAAUUCAGUCAAAAUUUGUAUAAAUAGAUUAAAGACACUUUCAAUAAAACUUUAUAAUUGGCCAAUUAAAAAUAAAAUUUUGAUGGUCAAUAUUCUUAAUUCAAUAAAUAAUUUGUUGUUUAAUAAAUGUAUAAAGUGUGAAAUGGAAUCGAAUAUUACAAUUACACACGACAAUAUUUAUGAUAACUACAAAAAUAUAAUAAAAUAUAGUAAGCAAGUAAAAGACUACAUUACAAAUCUAGAAAAAUACAAGGAUUUGUUUGUAUCACAACUAAGUUUGCAUAAAGAAAUGAAACACAGCACUAAUUUACAACAAAUAAAUUACUUAACCGAUGAGGUUGUUAAAAAUUUAUGCAAAGAUGAUUUAUAUAAAACUUUAAAUAGAACAUACGAUUUGGACAAAAUUGAAGAUGACUUGGUAAAUGAUGUUCAGUUUGCAGAUCUUGGAUUUGUAAAAAUUGAAACAUCCCUAUCUAGUAUUCAAAACGAAGCAAGUAUUGAUAGUAAUGAGACCCAAUUGGAAAUUGAAACAACAGAUUCGUCAAAAUAUAGCCCAUGCUACAUGGUUGAUUAUUUAAUGUAUAAUUAGUUAUUAUUAUUAAAAAAAAUCAAUAAAGCAUGAAAAAAAUUGAAAA